GUUGUACUUUGUUGUGCUGUGCUGUUUUAUUGUGCUUGUUGUACCGUGUUGUUCUGUGUUGUGUUGUACAGUGCUGUUUUAUUGUACUGUGUCAUGCUGUGCUUUGCUGUAUUGUGUUAUGUUGUGCUAUGCUGCAUUGUUUUGGGUUGUGCUGGGUUGUGCUUUGUUGAGUUGUUCUGUGCUAUACUUUAUUGUAUUUUGCUUGGUUGUCUCAUGCUGGGUUGUGCUUUGUUGUGCUGUUUGUGUUGUUCUAUGUUGUGCUGGAUUGUCUUGUCUUGUGCUGUUGUACUGUGCUGCGUUUUGCUGUGUUGUUCACUUGUUUGUUUUUAGCACUAUUCGAGUACGAAGAAGGGACAGUCAAGAAAUAAAUCCAUUGCUUGGGGCAGCCAGGUCCAAAGUAAGGAAUGACAGGAAGGUCAGAGGUCAGCUCAACAGUUCUUUUUCUUCUACUUCAUCUAGCUAUAAAAGACAAACUCCAAAUGGUGACAAGAGAGCUCUAGCCUCCAGGAGCUGCACCCCCACACGGUGCUUCCCCUUUGUGCCAGGUGUCAGUCAUCCUGGGCAGCCCAGUGUCCUCUGCGUGAAAGCUGGAGCCUUGGAGAUUCCUCAGCCUGCCCCGUCUGCUCCUCACCCUACAUGUGGAGCCAUGGGAUUGUAUUGGUAGUUCAAGGAUGUGACCACGUAGCUCACAAGGGAGGGAUGGGGGCCCUGUGUGGGAGUGGGAUGUUGGAGAAUUAUGGGAACACGGUCUGAUUGGGUAAGUCCUCAUACUCCUAGGUCCUUUUGCUCUCUUACUUUGUAAUGAGUGAGAACAGAAGAAGAGAGGGAAGAGAGCAUUAGUCCAUUUGGCCCAUGGUUCGAUCUGCGACAGGGAUAGAUUUUUGAGAACAUUGAGCUGAAUCCUCAAGGGAUCACACAGUUUCAAAGCAAGGAGGUACCCUACGGACCACUAAGUCACAAAGGAUUUCACUGAUUUAGAGCUGGGAGGGACCUAAUCUAGCCCAAUUUUACAGGCUAGAGUGCUGAGUGACUUGUGUGUGGUCUUACUGCCACCUAGUGAAGGGAAGGCACUUGCCCAAGGACACCUAGUAUGUCUGUGAUUGGACUUGAACCCAGGUUUCUUCAUGCCAAAUCCCCAGAUGGCUGAGAAUAUGUAGGGGACUCAUAAUAGGACCUUCCUGGUGACUCAGGAUGAGUGUUGGUAAGGCCUCCAAACCCCAAAUCAUUUCACUUGCUCUCCAAAGGGCACUGGUGUAGAGCUGAGAAUAACUGGCAGCAUCUCAAGAGGGCUUGAAGGCACAUCAUUAAUCCUCUCCUCUGCUUUAAGCAGCCAGGUAGGGCCCCUUCUCCCACCACUCUUCUGUGCCCCCCAAAUGGGUAAUGGGCUAGGAAGCUACCAAAUGGCGCCCAAUCCUACACCCAGCACUGGACAACAUUGCUGUGCUGUGGUCCACAGGGUCACAGAGUUGGGUGUGACUGAAAAACCAAUGUCAUUCAUAUUUUGGAACAGUUAGAUGGCACAGUGGAUGGACUCCCAGGCCUGGAAUCAGGAAGACUCAUCUUCCUGAGUUCAAAUCUGGCCUCAGAUACUUCCUAGCUAGCUGCAUGAUCCUGGGCAAGUCACUUCACCCUGUGUGCCUCAGUUUCUUUAUCUGUCAAAUGAGCUGGAGAAGGAAAUAUAAACCACUCCAGUAUCUUUGCCAAAAAAAUCCCAAAUGGGGUCAUGAAGACUCAACAACAGCAAUUGAGAAAACUAAACAACAUGUGUACAAAAAAGGCCAAAAGAGAACAGCCCAGAGAAAAUACUUGGCUUUCUUCUCUGAAAAUGAGGUGGAAUUGACCUAGCUAAUCUCCAAGGUCAUCUUCUAGUUCUAAAAAUUCCACCGUUUUCCAUUCAAUGGGCUCUUCUCCCAUUCCUAGCCUGAUUUACUUGCCUUUAGUUGGCCAAAGAUAUAGAUAGUUAUGACGCAAAUUCUGCUGUCAAAGAACUUCCAACCCCAUCUCAUGGAAGAGCAAGUACCCAAAUAUUAUCAUUUGGAUCCAAGGGAAAGAUGCUCUUUAGCUCCAAGAUUCAGAGUGAGGGUUGGAAAUUGACAUUAGCACCAUAUGGUGAACGUCUGCCUAAGGGGUUUGGACUUUGUCUUCUGAGCAGUAGGGAGCCACUGACGUUUUCUUUUGAAUCAGGAAGGACAUCACCACUUCAGGAAUGGGAGACAAACAACAACAGCUCUAUCCAGAAUGAAAAAAGGUCCCACCACACUCUGCCCUGUCUGCCCUCUGUCAGAACAUAUUUAGAGUAUUGUGUUCAGUUCCAGGAAGAACACUGAGGAAUUGGGGACAGUCCAGGGGAGGGUGAAGGGCCUCAACCCAAGGCCAGGUGAGGAUCUACUGAAGGAAAUGGCCAUGUUUUAGCCUGGAGAGGAGAAGAUUCAAGGGGAAUGUGAGUGCCCUUAAAAUAACUGAAGACGGGGGCAGCUAGGUGGCACAGCGUAUAGAGCAUUGGCCCUGGAGUCAGGAGGACCUGAGUUCAAAUCCAGCCUCAGACACUUAACACUUACUAGCUGUGUGACCCUGGGCAAGUCACUUAACCCCAGUUGCCUAAAAACAAAAGAAAACAAAAUAACUGAAGUCAACUAUUAGAAGAGGAAUUGGACUUUUCCUCAUUGAUCCCAUAGGGCUGAACCAGCAUCAGUGGGUGGAAGGUGAAGAGGGGCACCUUUGGACUUGGGGUCAGGAUAAACUUUCUACCAAUGAGCACCAUCCCAAAGGAAUGGGCUUCUUUGAGAGGUGUCAGGCAAGUGAAGACUGGGCAUACCAUAUGGACAAGGAACUCUGGUUCUAGUAUGAGUCAGACUAGAUGGAAGCUGAGGUCUUUCAUGUGCCUUGGACCUCCCCAGCUCCAAAUUCUGCUUCUCUUCUACUCAACUUCUGCUUGGGUGGGCCUGGUCGAGGCUCUGGGGUGGCAGGUGGAGAGGAAAGGGAGAAGAAAUCCUAAGUGAUUCAGCAGGAGCCUGGCUGACUCAGGAGGGGAGAGAAAUGAGAGAAAUCUGGCCGCCUAUCGGGUUCCCUCCCUCACCUUUCUAAGCCAGGUUUCUUUCUUCCUCCCUUUCCUCCCCAUCCUCUCUUUGUACCUGGUCCCUCUUCCAUCCCUUCCAACAGGUCACACGCUUUCUUAUAUUCUCUACCUUCUCUCCACUUCUUCGCCUCCCCCCAGCCCGCCCCCGUUGCCAUGCAACGCGCGCAGCCAACCCCGAUGGCCGGUGGCCGGCGGACCUCUGGGCUGCCUAGAGCAGCAGGCGGAUGCGCAGCUGCAGCAGUGGCUGCGGCUGCGAGGGCCCAGCCCCGGGCCUGCCCACAGGCCCUUCCGCACAAGCAGUCGCCCUCCAGAGCGGGCGAGAGUGAGUGGAAAGCUCCUUACCAGCAGGAACUGUCUUAUCGACACUGUCUUUCCCGGGUGCUCCUCUACUAGGCUCCUGAUAAGUUGUCUGAUAUCCUCAAGUCACUACAGACCAACCCAGCUCUGAACUGUUAUCCUCCUUGGCACUUAGCUUCUCUAGAACUUGAAUAUCUGUUUCCCAAAUAGUGUUUGAGCCUUGCUUCAUACAACAGAUGUGUUUGUGAAAAGCUGUGCCAAGUUGGGUUUUUCUAAGUGGAGCCCAAUUUCCAGUGCACCAUGGGACCUCAACAUUUAAAGAAACCCUGCAGUGAAUCAUUGGAUAAAGGGAAGAAUUGCCUCCUACAGCAUGGACCUGCUCCACCUGCACCCCAACUUCUGAAAGGCAACAGAAGAAGCCAGGUGGUAGACGGUUCCCAGGAAACAUCAAUGACCUUUGAAGAUGUGGCUAUUUACUUUACAUGGGAAGAAUGGAGGAAACUGGACCUUGCUCAGAGGGCCUUGUAUAGGGAAGUGAUGCUGGAGAAUUAUGGGAAUGUAGCCUCACUAGGGUUUACAGGACCCAAGCCUUACUUGAUCUCACAGCUGGAAAGAGGACAGAUGCUGUGGACUCUGGAUCUACAGGGGAUGGAGACCACUGAGGCCAGGAGAGGCACUUGGCCAGAUGGCAGGAUCAAGAGCAAAGAAUCUAUGCCAAAGUCAGGCCUUCCUGAAGAUGUGAUUUCCCAGAGACAAUUAUUUAUAGCAAAACAACAGGACAACUUGAGAAGGGCCACGUCCAGGCAUGUGGCUGCUUCUCCUAGGCCGAGCUCCACAGGCAGAUGUCCACAAGAAAAUAGUGUCUGGGAAAAGAGAGCUCAAGAAACAGACCCCGACAGAGAGGAGGGCCCAAGUGGGGAGAAACUCAGGAACUGCAAUCUUAGGCAAAAGUCAGAGCUUCCCAGGAAUCAGACUGCCCCUCGAGGAGAGAAGUCCUAUGAAUGUGAUGAAUGUGGGAAAGCCUUUCGGUGGAAGUCACUGCUCAUCCUCCACCUGCGAAUUCACAGUGGAGAGAAGCCUUACAUGUGUAAUGAAUGCGGAAAGGCCUUCAGUCGGAGUUCUGACCUGACCAACCAUAAGAGAAUUCAUAAAGGAGAGAAGCCUUACGAAUGUCACGUGUGUGGGAAAACUUUCACAUGGAGCUCAAAUCUCAUUAACCACAAGAGAAUACACAGUGGAGAGAGGCCUUACCAAUGUAAUCUAUGUGGGAAAUCUUUCACUCAAGGCUCAAUCCUAAUAAAACACCACAGGAUUCACAGUGGAGAGAAGCCCUUUGAAUGUAAUGAGUGUGGGAAAACCUUCAGUCAGAAAGGGAACCUUCUCAAUCAUCAGAAAAUUCACACCAGAAAAAUCAUUGUUGUGAACCCUAUGCACAUAAUAAACAUGGGAAAUCUGUGAGUUGAGCUAGUAGUUUUGUUCCCUUUGGGGUUAGGACACUGACAAACAGACCCAAUAAAAGAGUCCUCUGAUGGGUGUUAUGACACAAAUCCAGGGCAAACACCUUCCAGACCAAGAAGUAUCUGUAAAUCUCUUUUUAUAUCUCUUGGCCUAGGAAGUAUCUCAGUUAGUUUAUUCUGAUAAACUCCCUUCCCUUCUUCAAAUAGGAUACUUGAUUGGAACUCUCUAUGCCUUUCUCCCAGACUUCCUCUUUCACACUCAGCCCCAGAGCUAAUUAGGUCUCAGGCCAAAGUGAUGGGUCUGAACACAUCAUGUAUGUCUUGGAAAGCCUGGUUUUCCUCCAAAAUGUCGCUUAACUAGCCCACCUUUGUUUAGGAAGAUCCAUCAAGGAAGGGAAAAAAUGAAAGGUUUUCUACUUGUUAUUUAACAUUCAAACCUGUAAGCCCCUUCCCAGGCCUUAGUGUCCUCAUCUGUAAAUGGAGAUAACAGUAUUUCCUCUAGUUGCCUUACCGGGCUGUGCUUAGGAAGGUGCUUUGCAAACCUUAAUGUGAUAGAGAAACAGGAGGAGCGAAGUUGUUUGUCUUUUGUAAAAGUUUUCUUCAUUAAAUUGUAUUUUUUUCCAUUAGUCUCCUUCCCACCCACCCCUACCACUGG
This is a messenger RNA of Dromiciops gliroides (monito del monte), 5485 nucleotides long. RefSeq names its product zinc finger protein 34-like. Gene Ontology annotation, biological process: negative regulation of transcription by RNA polymerase II. Lineage: Eukaryota; Metazoa; Chordata; Mammalia; Microbiotheria; Microbiotheriidae. The transcript has 8 exons. Gene Ontology annotation, molecular function: DNA-binding transcription repressor activity, RNA polymerase II-specific. The coding region runs from base 3674 to 4831 and encodes 385 amino acids. The record is from RefSeq and is a predicted model, not a curated record.